UACGUUGAGAGAGAGAGAGAGAAAGGGAGGGAUAUAGCUUUGGCGCCAGGUGCUCAUGGAGCGAUGGAGCGCUACCCUGAAGGUCCCCGUCCACGCCAAUGGCGCCGCUCGCUGCUGCAGAGUCGCGGUUUCUCUCUGCACCUCGCCUCCUUCCGAAACCCUAACCGCGCCGUCCGCGAACGCGGUCUUCUUCGGUGGGGAUCGGGCCGGAGGGACCGGGAACCCCGUCGUGGAGAGGCUGUCGGACCCGCAGGCGGUAGCGGAGGUCCUGGUGUCCAAGUUCGGCGGCUCCGUCAACGCUUGGGUCGUCGAGGCUUCCACCUUCAACGGCCCUUUCGCUGUCUACAAGGAGUUCGUGCCUUCGGCGAACAAGUACGGGGAGCCGAGAUCGUAUAGCCACGUCGGGUUCCCCGCAUCUUCGUCGACGCUCUCGCUGUUGUCCAAUUGCCUUGAGGAGGCAAAGAAUGUCCUUUCAAGGAAAAGUAAUCCUGUCUCCACAAGCUCAUUACCACCACAGGGACAUGAGCCGAAAACCGUCAUCCUCGGUUUUAGCAAAGGUGGCACUGUGCUUAACCAGCUUGUGACCGAGCUCAGCCAUUCCCAAACAGCAUCUUCUGGACAUCCAUCCUCUGCUGAACAAGAGCUAUUGGGUCGUGAAGUUUCCGACAUCCGGGCGGGGACUCAAGUUUUACCUACUACAAUAGAAAGAUUUCUGAACAGCAUCCAAGAAAUUCAUUAUGUUGAUGUUGGCCUAAAUUCCUCCGGCGCAUACAUCACUGAUCCAAAUGUGAUUGGCAGACUCUCCCAACAGUUCGUACAACGAGCUCAGGCGUUGCAUUUUGUCCUCCAUGGAACUCCUAGGCAAUGGUGCGACCGUAAUCGCAUUUGGAUUUGCCGCGAAAAGGAUAGACUGCUUCAUCUGCUCAAAUCUGAAUCUCAGAAGGCCGGAGGCAAAAUACAGGUAGCAGAGAAAUUUUAUUUUGCUGACAGGCCUCCAAAUCUAGAGAUGCAUUUUGCGAUAAUUGAAAAGUUGGAUGUGAGCAUCUAAUUUCGCGAAUGUUACAGUGUGGCAUCAUGACUUGUACAGCAUUUUGUUUAGACAGAGUUGAGGGCUGCUUGUUUGUGCCUCUGUUCACUGCA
Molecule: messenger RNA, 1140 nt
Organism: Syzygium oleosum
Lineage: Eukaryota; Viridiplantae; Streptophyta; Magnoliopsida; Myrtales; Myrtaceae
Exons: 3
Coding region: 56-1048 (330 amino acids)
Cellular component (GO): mitochondrion
Source: RefSeq, a predicted model, not a curated record